AUGGCGUCGGUUGUUUCGUGCUCCAAAAUGCUUAGUUUGCUAGUGAAUCGUAAGAACAUUAACAUGUUAACUAACGUAUUUGUCGAGAAGCCGUACAGACCGUUGGAGGUGGACGAAAUGAGAAUUCGAUAUAAAUUCGAUAGACUCAUAUAUAUCAAUACGCUUUACUAUGCGAUUUUGGUUGAGACAACUUGCGCGUGUAUCACUGUGACGUCCUUAUUCACGAUGUUCAGAAAAGGAAAUUUAACAUACAGAGCAUGGCUACCGUAUGACUAUAAUUCGUCCACCAUCGUAUUUUGCCUCACAUACGCUCAUCAACUUAUUAGUCUGACGGCUGGAUCGCUCGUCAAUGUCGCCUGUGACAGUCUUAUUUGCGGAUUGCUGGUACACAUUUGCUGCCAGAUCGAAAUCUUAGAAUGUCGAUUGAGCAAAAUAUCGGAUAAUCACGAUGCUCUUCGCGACUGUGUACGUCACCACGACAGUAUAUUGCAGUAUGCACUGGAAUUAAAUUAUAAAUUCAGAAUGACUAUUGCCAUGCAAUUUAUAGUGAGUACAUUGGUGGUAUGUUCUAAUUUGUACCAAAUGACUAAAUCAACGUCCUUAAAUGCGAGCUAUCUUCCCUUACUGUUGUACAUGUCCUGCAUGUUAACACAAAUUUUUAUCUAUUGCUGGUAUGGGAAUGAAGUAAAGUUGAAGAGCACUCAACUACUCAACAACAUUUUCGCGAUGGAUUGGGUAACAAUGAACAGAAAUGUUAAAGAGAGCUUAUUAAUAAUUAUGAAUCGUGCAGUAGUACCAAUAGAAUUUACCAGCGCUUACGUUCUGUCUAUGAAUCUCGAUUCUUUUGUUGGGAUACUUAAGACAUCGUAUUCCGUUUAUAACAUAUUAAAACAAGUUCUCGAAUUUACAUUAAAAAUUCUUACGAUUGUGGGAUGUUGGCCACCAAAUUCAUGGACGUCGUUAUGCAAACGUACUGUAUAUAACGCAUAUACGGCUUUCGUAAUAUUGUUACUAUUCACCUUUAUGCUGUCACAACUUAUGGAUGUCAUUCUAAACGUCGACAAUACCGAUGAUUUUACGGAUACUUUCUAUAUCAUGCUCGCCAUCUUCAUUUCUUGUUGUAAAAUGGUCGGGCUUUUGAUAAAUCGCAAGAAUAUAGGAUUAUUAACCAAUAUCCUUACCGAGAAACCAUUUAUUCCAUUGGAGGCUGACGAAAUAGAAAUUCGCCAUAAAUUCGACAGAACGAUACAAACUAAUACUUUAUGGUACACAAUUUUGGUCGAUUCGACGUGUGGAUGCGUUAUAUUGACAUCGUUAUUUACGGAUUUUCAAAAAGGUAAUUUAACGUAUAGAGAGUGGACGCCGUAUAAUUACACAUCCGAGGUAGUAUUCUGUGUCAUAUAUGCUCGUCAAUUAAUAAGCUCGACUUUCGGCGCCAUGGUGAACGUUGCGUGCGACAGUCUGAUUUGUGGUUUAUUAUUGCACGUAUGCUGUCAGCUCGAAAUACUGGAGUGUCGGCUGAAAAAGAGUUCCUUUGGACAAGACAAUCUGCGCGAUUGUGUACGUCAGCACGACUGUAUAUUUAAAUUCGCGUUAAUGGUGAACGAAAAAUUCAAGAUAAUUAUCGCCAUUCAAUUUAUUGUGAGCACCCUGGUGGUGUGUUCCAAUUUAUAUCAAUUGGCGAGAAUAACAUUAAAUGCGCAAUGUUUUCCAUUGGUAUUAUACACAUGCUCCAUGCUGACGCAAAUUCUUAUCUAUUGUUGGUAUGGGAAUGAAGUGAAGCUAAAGAGUGUCCAACUUGCCCCUCAUAUCUUUGAAAUAGGAUGGCUGACAAUGAAGCCAAGCAGAAAACAAAACUUAUUAAUAAUUAUGAAUCGCUCUUUAGUACCCAUUGAAUUUUCUAGCGCGUACAUUCUUACAAUGAAUCUCGAGUCUUUCGUGAGCUUACUUAAAACAUCAUAUUCGGCUUAUAACAUAUUACAACAAAUGCAAACAACAUAAUU
Wasmannia auropunctata (little fire ant) is the source of this 2003-nucleotide messenger RNA. RefSeq names its product odorant receptor 94a-like. NCBI's taxonomy places the organism in Eukaryota, Metazoa, Arthropoda, Insecta, Hymenoptera, Formicidae. Gene Ontology annotation, biological process: detection of chemical stimulus involved in sensory perception of smell; sensory perception of smell. The transcript has 10 exons. Gene Ontology annotation, molecular function: odorant binding; olfactory receptor activity. Bases 1 to 2001 code for a protein of 666 amino acids. Gene Ontology annotation, cellular component: plasma membrane. The record is from RefSeq and is a predicted model, not a curated record.